GGGUUGGAGCAAAAACCUGCAGUCACUGCGGCCCUCCAGGACCGUAAUUGAGGACCCCUGCUGUAGGGUUUCACAUAUCCCUUACAGAUUGCUCUGCUGACUACUGGCAGAUUUAACCAGUUUCUUCUGCAGGUCUGCUAGGCUUCCAUGGUACUCACUUCUGAGGUGACCACCAUGUAAGCCUAGCAGAGAUUACCAUUCCCUCCUCCUCCCUGUCUAUCCAAUUAAUCGUUUUCGUCUCUCUACAUUACUCUGGAUGGACGUGAAGCCUGGAUUCAUCAUUGCUCCACGAAUUCGCCCCUCUCUUUUUCUCUGUCUUUAUGUAUAUACCGCAAUAACAAUGUUUGUAGGUGAACAGAUUUUUAGAAUCAAAGAUACUGAUAUUUUAAAGAAUUCAAAUUCUGGAAAAAAUUUUGAAAAUGUUGAAUUAGGUGAAAUAGGAAAGAAGAAACCUCAGAAGAUACCACGAAGGAUAAUUCACUUUGCCAGUGGCGAAACCAUGGAGGAAUAUAGUACAGAUGAAGAGCAAGAAGAGCCAGAAAAGAAGGAUCUUUUGCCAGCAGUUAAUCCAAGAAAUCUGACUUGGGGACCAUACUUUUUAUUCCAUAUGUGGAGAGUAGCUACAGCAACAAUUUCAGUUUGUGAUUACCUUGGGGAAAAGAUGGCAUCAUUAUUUGGCAUUACUACUCCCAAGUAUCAGUAUGCUAUUGAUGAAUAUUACAGAAUGAAAAAAGAGGAACAAGAGGAGGAAGAGGAGAACCAAAUGUCCGAGGAAGCAGAACGUCGUUUUCAGGAACAACAGGCCCAGGAAAAUUUAGAACCACGCAGUACCCAACCUGAAGGAGCUGCUUCCUUUGUUAAUGUAACAUUUGAUCUAGAGAAAGACGGGUGUGCACAUUCUGAGAAUAACAGAGUUUCAGCUCCUAUUCCAACUUAACUCUAUAUUUAAAAACUGAAGACUGUUCUUUACAAGCACUUCUCAGUUCACUUUUAUUUUCAGUAACUUUUUAAUUUAUUUUUCAGGUUUAUGCGGAUUAUUUAAUAAUAAUAUAUUGUUGAUUGGUGUCACAAGUGCUAAUGCUAAAAGGGUCCACAUUUAAGAACGAUGUAUUGCAGUCCGUGUGGCGUGUACAUUUCCCAUCCAAAAAGCUAAAAACCGUAGUCGAUCUCAAUUCUAUUGGAAGUGUAUUCUAAUAAUGUCAUUUAUUAUUUCAGGAACAGAAAUUCAUAAUUCUGUUUCUAAAGACCAUUUCUUUCAUUGACAAGAAUUUAGAAUUAGUGUUGCUGCAGAUAACCACACAGAUGCUCUUUUAAAAUAAAUCUAACAUUGUAUUAACAGUACACCCUAGUGUUUAUGAUCUAAAUGCUUGAAUUAUUCUC
This is a messenger RNA of Polypterus senegalus (gray bichir), 1380 nucleotides long. RefSeq names its product family with sequence similarity 177 member A1 (gene fam177a1a). The record is from RefSeq and is a predicted model, not a curated record. Lineage: Eukaryota; Metazoa; Chordata; Cladistia; Polypteriformes; Polypteridae. The coding region runs from base 257 to 937 and encodes 226 amino acids. The transcript is spliced from 5 exons.